Messenger RNA from Manduca sexta (tobacco hornworm), 1666 nucleotides. It is a transcript of the gene Dbp80, whose product is annotated as DEAD-box helicase Dbp80. The record is from RefSeq and is a predicted model, not a curated record. Lineage: Eukaryota; Metazoa; Arthropoda; Insecta; Lepidoptera; Sphingidae. Gene Ontology annotation, biological process: poly(A)+ mRNA export from nucleus. Gene Ontology annotation, molecular function: RNA helicase activity; RNA binding; ATP binding. Gene Ontology annotation, cellular component: cytoplasmic stress granule; nucleus.
UGAGAGUUGUUAACACUGCCUAGCGGCCAAAUCGUCGCCCUUAUAGUUUUGAGUUAUAAAACCAACCAACUUUGAAACUGUUUUUUAAUUUGUUUCGGAAAGACAUUACCUAGUAGGAUUUUAAGUUUAAUAUUGAUUCUAUAAAUUUUUUUACUUCGAAUACAGGAAAAAAAAUACAUUAAACAAUGGCUAACCAGUGGGGACAAAAGGCUGAAGAAUUAGAAAUUUCUAACAAAGUUGCAGGACUGGGUCUUAACAAGAGCAUUAUAUCUUUAAAUCAGACCACUGACUCUGAAGAAUCUGCAGAUAAUGCUAAUCCAGCCGAUACAUCUCUUUUGAUGAAAAUUAUCAGACAAGGCUUGGUGGAAUCAAAGUUAGACAUUGAAAUUCAAAGGAAAGACCCAAACUCGCCACUUUAUUCAGUAAAGACAUUUGAAGCAUUGCAUUUAAAACCAAACCUUCUCAAAGGGGUUUACGCUAUGGGUUUUAAUGCUCCUUCAAAGAUUCAAGAGACAGCCCUGCCAACUCUCCUAGCAGACCCUCCUCAAAAUAUGAUUGCUCAGUCCCAAUCAGGAACAGGUAAAACAGCUGCAUUUGUAUUAGCUAUGUUAAGUAGAGUUGAUCCCACUAAGAAUUAUCCACAAGUUUUAUGCCUCAGCCCUACCUAUGAGCUUGCAAUCCAGACGGGAGAGGUUGCUGCUAAAAUGGCAAAAUUUUGCCCUGAAAUUAAACUGAAGUAUGCAGUUCGAGGUGAAGAAGUACCUAGAGGAACUAAGAUUACAGAUCACAUACUAAUAGGAACUCCAGGAAAAAUGAUGGAUUGGGGUGUAAGGUUUGGCAUGUUUGAUAUGAAUAAAAUAAAGGUUUUUGUCCUUGAUGAAGCGGAUGUUAUGAUUGACCGUCAAGGUCAUCAGGAUCAGUGUAUACGUAUACACAAAUGUUUACCUACUACAUGUCAAAUGAUGUUCUUUUCGGCAACAUAUGAUACUGCAGUCAUGGAGUUUGCUGAAAUCAUUGUACCUAAUCCUAUAAUAAUAAGAUCUUCGGAAGAAGAGUCUUUGGAUAACAUAAAACAAUAUUAUGUAAAAUGUAAAAGCCCAGAAGAGAAGUAUACAGCAAUUUGCAAUAUAUAUGGAGUGAUAACUAUUGGGCAAGCCAUCAUUUUCUGUCACACUAGAAAAACUGCCAGCUGGUUAUCAGAGAAAAUGUCAUCAGAUGGUCAUUCAGUAGCUGUUCUUUCUGGUGAACUAACUGUUGAACAAAGAAUAGCAGUAUUGGAUCGUUUUAGGGCUGGGUUGGAAAAGGUAUUAAUUACUACAAAUGUUUUGUCGGGCAUUGAUGUGGAGCAAGUGACUCUUGUAGUUAACUUUGACAUGCCUAUGGAUCUAGAUAGAAAAGCAGAUUGUGAAACAUACUUGCAUAGAAUUGGCCGUACUGGACGCCCGGGAAAGGCUGGUAUUGCAAUUAAUUUAAUUGAUUCAUCCCUGGCAAUGCAGAUAUGUUCAGAUAUUGAAGCUCAUUUUGGCAAGAAGAUUCAGUUGCUUGAUAUUGAAGAUGCAGAAGAAAUCGAGAAAAUUGGUGCAUAAACUGAUCUUGAAUAUUGUUGUUUUGUAAUUUGCUAUUUUAAAAUACCUACUCAAUAAAUACUAUUAUAUUUUGUAUAAAC